AUGUUCAACAAUCUUGAAUCCCUCAUUCAAGCAGACGACGAAUGGUCUCCUCUGCGGGCCGUCAUCGUUGGCCGAGCCGAGAAUUCUGCUUUCCCCUCUGAACCGCUCCCAAUGAUAAGAGCUACCAUGCCGUCACGAUAUGCCAAGGAAUUCGCGCCAUCAAACCCUUUCCCCCAAGACAUACUUGUCAGGGCCCAGCAGGAGCUAGAUCAAUUUGCCAGUCUCCUGGAAGAGCAGGGGAUUCGUGUCCAUCGCCCCGAAAUCGUCGACUGGCUCCAUGUUGGCGGAUACACGGGCGCAAUGCCUCGAGACGGCCUGAUGGUCGUCGGGAACACCUUGAUUGAGGCGCCGUACGCCUGGCGUUGCCGAAGGGACGAGAUUCAACUUGCCUACACCGGCAUUCUGGACAAAGUUGCGGCGAGCGGCACGGCCAGAAUCUGCCGGGCGCCUCGAAUUGUCGGGCAGGACACGAUAUACGACACGAAUAAAACGCUUACAAACGGCUUCGCCGAGGCUGGCGCCUGGGUCAUCAACAAUUCGAGGCCGGCUUUUGACGCGGCCGACUUUAUGCGGUUUGGCAAAACAAUCAUCGGACAACUGAGCCAUGUCACGAACCGCAAGGGAGUGGAAUAUCUACAAGCGCUCGUCCCAGACGGUUACACGGUCGAACUGCUUCACGUUACCGACGAGCAUGCAAUGCAUAUCGACGCCACCAUCUUGCCGCUCCGCAAAGGUCUCUUGGUGUACAACCCGGAGCGUGUAACGGAGAGCGCCUUGCGACAGCAUGGCGUUUUUGAAGAUUGGGAGCUGCAUGCCUAUCCGUUCGUUCCGCAAGCCCGCGCGUCGCCGUUGUACAUGUGCUCCCCCUGGCUGGUUCUGAACGCGCUCAGUCUGGAUGAGAAAAGAAUCAUGGUGGAGGCUGAGGACACGGUGUUUGCGGAUUGGGUCAAGGAGUAG
Messenger RNA from Metarhizium album ARSEF 1941, 957 nucleotides. Its product is annotated as lysine amidinotransferase. Gene Ontology annotation, molecular function: amidinotransferase activity. Gene Ontology annotation, cellular component: mitochondrion. The record is from RefSeq and is a predicted model, not a curated record. The transcript has a single exon. NCBI's taxonomy places the organism in Eukaryota, Fungi, Ascomycota, Sordariomycetes, Hypocreales, Clavicipitaceae. Bases 1 to 957 code for a protein of 318 amino acids.